Macrosteles quadrilineatus (aster leafhopper) is the source of this 1053-nucleotide messenger RNA. Its product is annotated as nuclear respiratory factor 1-like. The coding region runs from base 456 to 1007 and encodes 183 amino acids. The transcript has 6 exons. Lineage: Eukaryota; Metazoa; Arthropoda; Insecta; Hemiptera; Cicadellidae. The record is from RefSeq and is a predicted model, not a curated record.
CUGACUGUGUCAAGUGAAAGCUUUUUGUCAUUAUCUGUUUUGUUUCAAAACUUAUUAACUUACUAAAUAUUUUAAUUAGGCAGCCUUGUAAUUCGUGUGUGAACAUGCUUAAAGAAAACUCGUUCAAUUUUGCACUUUGAAAACACAUUUUUGCAAUAACGUUCUAGUUUGAAUAUUGAAAUGGUUGAAAGACGGGACCCCUAACGUAUUAUUUGCUCUGGUUGGUUAUAAGCUACGUAUUUGGAACAUUAUUGUUGGAAGUUCAUCUACUGUACUACUACAUCUACACCACUUCUGUUCUUUACUAAGGAAAGCUUUUAUUUGUCAAGUUAAAUUAAUACAACCAGCGACUUAUCUGGGUGAUGGAGAAAUAUCAGCUUAGACUCGGACUUUUGAAAGAAAUUGGAAAUCAUCUGGUUGAUAUCUUCUAGGCAUUGUGCUCGUCCAAUGGGAAAAUGACAAUGAAGAGAGACAGUAGAUAUUUGAGAAGAAAAGAAGAAGUUAAUAUCGACUUCACCAAAUGUAAGAAACUCAUGUCGUCCAAUUUGCCCCUUCUUUUUGCAAAUGGACAACCUCGAAGCCUGGAAACAAUUUCCCAGCCUGAGUUGGAGGAGUUUGUUCCAUUUAUGGUGCAAUGCUCGCUGGGACAAGAAAUUCUCAAAUCACCUAAGAGAAUCAACAACUGUCCCGCACCUGAUUGGUGGCCUCAGGGGCUCCCUUUCAAAUUUCCCCUGAUUGAUCAGUCCGACUGGAUUAAUAGAUUGGUGAUGCUGAAAAGCCUAGUAUGCCGCUGUUAUACUUAUUAUAACUGUGAAUUCUUGCUUAAGUUCAGUUCCGACCUAGCUGAUAUACCACCAAGCCAACUGAGAUUUGAAAUAAACGAUGACAAUACCACCACCAUCUAUGACCAAAAUGAAGGGAUGUUGGUGAAGUGCAGAAAUGAAAACCUGAACUAUGACCUACACAAAAAUCCUCGCCGUUACCUCUCUCCAGCUCACGUAAGUUGAUUUUUCACUACUAAGUGUAUAACUAGACUCUUAUUUAUACUACUUG